CCGUUCUUUUGCGUCCUUAGAUACCACAGCAAGACAACAUCCUGCUUCCUAAAUAAGAACAUCACUACGCUUUUCAGCUGUCAGAGCUUUCAGGGCAAGUAAUGGAUAUAACGAGAGGGAGUUUAGACGACAUCUCCCGCCCGGCUUCAAGUGAGCGUUCUCGCGCUGGUAGCCGUGUAUCAACCGUCCUACUGCCUGACACCGGAAGAGUUUGUCAACCCAGCUCAACAUCCCUGGAGGUCCUGAGUGAUGAUGGCUCCAACAGUAAGCAGGAUAAUAACAACUCUUAUGAAAACCUCAUGUCACCAGAUGAAAGUCCUCUGUCUAAGACAGAUUUAUCUGAUGAGGAGAAUGAAGAUUCAGACCUCCAGAAUGCCAUCAAGAAAAUGGAAGUACUUGACAAAAUCCUGGCGUCAAGGAUCGCGUAUGAAAAAGAAGUCAAAAGGAAAGGGAAGGAGCUCCAUCAAACUCUAUGGCAGGAUCUACUGCAGAUAAAGCCCAACAGCCCUUCAGGAUGUACAGAUGAAGCGGAAAACACGAGGAGGUUUUUGGAGCCGUUUACUUCCAGUACUCAUGGAUCUAUUGAAGACGUUGACUUUGUUCCUGUGUUUGGGACUCAAAUGCCCGACAAAGAGUAUGAGAGACACAGCAUGCAAGUGGAAGGGGGUGAAAAGGAUGUCAAGAACACGGCAACAGACUCCAGUGCAGAGGGUCCCAAGGAAAGGGAAGGCUCGUCAGAAUGCAGCCAGAGUGGACUUCCCAGGGACAAAAAGAAACAGGACUUUUUGAAAAAAAACAUUGAGUUGGUGAGUGGUGCAGGAGACUCGGUGCAGAUGACACAGCAAGAGAAGGAUCGUCUGAAGGAGCUCCUCAAAGACAUAGAAGAUGAGGAAGACAAUGCUGGGAAGUCAGUCUGUGAGAGAGACAUUUGGGCUGUUCCAGUACCACUGGGUGAGGGCUACUCCCCAGAACUCGUAGAACGUCACCAGCUAAUUACCAUUGACUCCAGGCUGCAGCUCCUUCUUCCCUUUGAAGACUUCCUGUCUGUGCGAAGCCCCUACACAGACCACUGCAAGCCCCUGGCCCAGGUUCUGGAAGCUGGCUGGGAUAGUGACAGGGACAGGCUGCCAGGAGAGGAGGUCCUGAAGGAUAUAAGGGAAAAGAGAGCGCAGGAGAGGCGCCUCAAAGAGAUCCAACUGCAGCUGGAGCUGCUGGGCCGGGACCAAGAGAUGACUUGUGACACACCCAAACUAUUAGAGGAGCAGCUGAGGACUCUGCUGGUGGAGUGUGAGAUAUCCCAGAGCUGGUGCCACGGCCUGGGGACUGGGGACACAUCACCCAGGGAUAACUUGGAUACAGGAAGCCUGCCAUCCAGCACUCCCCCUCUCUCUGACUCUGUCCUGUCAGAACUGCUUAAAGAUGCAUACACCACCAGUUUUAGUUUGCUGGACAAAGGGACCACUAUGUAUUCAUCUUAGUGUUUACAUACAUGUUUGCUGUGACUAAUAUACAAUUUUCUAUGGUUUUGAUUGUAUAGCAAUGUAGUUAAUAACCAAACCCUUCUACAUCAACAGACAGACGGUGACUGUAUGGAUAACUGAGUCUUGUAAAACUGUCGAAUGUAUGAUCAAACAAAUCUAGAUAAAUAACCUAGACAGGUUUCUGUAGGCUUUAUACAAUGUCAUUGUUCAAAGUAUUUUAUGUGAUGAAAAAUUGAAGUGUUUUAAACACUACAGUAACAGCUUUUUGCUUUUCAGUAGCUUUUUUGUUGUUGUUGUUGCAGCUUUACAAUGGAGGAUCCCUUAGGUCUGUAUACUCCACUUAAGUGUUUCCAUUCAUUUUCACUUUCCAAAUGAGCAGUGGUAACAGUAGGAGAGCGCAUUGUAUUAACCCUGUUAAUUUUGAUGCGAGCAGACUGUUUAUGGUCUCAUUAAAUUUAACAACAUGUUUAUUCGACUGCUAUAUAUAGUAAAUACAUUUAGCUGUGAGCUGUGGUAUUGUGGGCCUGAUGGGCAGACCCUGUUGGAUACCUGUUGUACUAAUGAGUGGACAGACAGACAAGACAUUGUUGCUGCAGGGGAAAAUGGAACCCAUUACAUCUGUCACUCCUAACGGGGACGCCAUUCCAUACAUUCCUGUCUCGAUAGGUAGGUCCUCAGUGGAAUAACUAGGCCAGAGGGUGAUUGUCUCAUCCACUAGACAGUUCCACUCCUUUUCAGUAGAACUCUACCCAGUUCAAGAUUAUAAAAGGACGGGUUCGGCUUAGAAAGUAAUAGUUUUUUGGGUAAAUGAGAUGUUUCUCACUGGUAUAUAUUUAUGUGGAUUGUUCUUUACCGGAGUGCCCCAUAAGCAAAGGUUAUUGUUUCCCCUCAACUAAACUGAUUAUACUAGUUAAAAUUAAUUGGAUUUACAUGGAGCCUUUUUACCAACUGAUUUUCUCAAACUUCUUUACAUAGGAAACGUAUCUCAUCCACCACUAAUGUGUUGCGCCCAUCUGGUUGAUGAAGGGCAACUUAUUUCUUGCAGAACUCUUAUCACACAUCAGCUAUGAGGUGGGGAGUUGAGGAGUUCUAUAUGAAUUAGAAAACACUGGUUGACACAUCAGCUAUGAGGUUGGGAGGUGAGGAGUUCUAUAUGAAUUAGAAAACACUGGUUGACACAUCAGCUAUGAGGUUGGGAGGUGAGGAGUUCUAUAUGAAUUAGAAAACACUGGUUGACACAUCAGCUAUGAGGUUGGGAGGUGAGGAGUUCUAUAUGAAUUAGAAAACACUGGUUGACACAGUUGUCACUUACUCAGAUCACUAAAUCUAUGCCGCAGGAAUUACUGUAUUUCACAUUCUAGUCAAUAUAAAACACCUUAAGCAAGUGAUGUUUCAAAGUCAUCCUGAAUUGAUGCCAUCAGUGAAGCCUGCUGUACCUCCUAAAACCUGCCCCAUGAUGUCACUAACAGCAGUUUAACCCAAAUUCACUUAAUCAGUUUACCUACUGAAUAUAAGGGGUCACAGCAAUUAAUGACAUAAUAAUAUGGUUCAAACAGAGUAAUUUAAGAAGCCAAUGAUGUUCUCUGCGUAUGGUACGCUAACAAUCCUUCCAUAAGAAUAUGUUGAAUACUGAGGUAAAGAUCCCUAGCUGACUACCCAUCUAGAUUUGGAAUGCACAUUUAAGUGUUACCUUAGACCAGGGGUAUUCAUCUCUUUCCCUAUGAGGGUAUUCUGGUUUUUAUUGUUCUACCUCAUCAUUUAUUGCCCCCACAUGGUGUCCUAGGUCUAAAUAAGCCCCUAAAUAGGGAUUUGCAGUGGAGUGGAACUGACUUUGAGGGACACAGUUGAAUACCCCUGCCUUAGACUAUUAGAGGUGGCCCCUGAAAAAGAAAUAGCACCAUAAUUCCAUGUGCAGAAAAUAUACAAGCUUGGUGUUUCUUACCAUUUCUACAGAAACCCAAAAGCAAAUGCUGUGAUUCUAAGCUGUUUAAGGCCUCAUUCAGAGGGCAGUUUCAAGAAAACUAGAAAACUUGCUAUCUGGAUUGAAUUGUGUAUUUGUAAUAGCCUUGAGUUUUUCUCGGUUGCAUUGUGUAUUUGUAAUAACCUUGAGUUUUUCUGGGUUGCAUUGUGUAUUUGUAAUAGCCUUGAGUUUUUCUGGGUUGCAUUGUGUAUUUGUAAUAGCCUUGGGUUUUUUUCCAUAACCCAAUCAAUUAGAAAGCUUUGGUACUGAAUUCUUUAUGUUUCUUAGACAUGGGAUCAUGAUUUAAAGAUGGAAGGGAGAUUGUUGUCUAAAAGUCCUAUUAAAAUGUGGAUAAUGUUCUAAAACUGGGCCUAUGUUCAUCUUAAAUAAUCAUGUUGACUCAAUUCUGCAAGUAACUUAAUGUAGCAGGCAUCUGAAAAGGGAUACCCCACAUACCGUUCUUGACGAGGAGAAUUAAAAAUAAAUUGAGGGAGGUUCUAUUCUGUCUUCAAGCCACCCAGUAAAUGUGGAGGCCAAGUUAAAACUGAGUUUGGCGUUUUUAACGUCCAAAAGUGGUAGCUGAGUCACAGGCUCUCUCUUUCCAUUGCCCCUGAAAAAAACCUAUAGGUUCCAUCCAAGUUUAUGGAAAGUACACUCUUUCCCUGUAAUAGAGCACAUAUGUUUUAGGAUUCGGAAAAAACAUUCACUUUCCCCUUACACAUGUCUACAACAUUGUUGUAUUUCCAUUCGUUGAAUUGUUAAGCAAAUAUUUGUGGUAAACUAUUAAACUAUUAAUUUCUAUUCCUUUGAAAUAAUGGUUCGCCAGAUUGUUUUAACCUAUAUCGUGUUUGUAAACUAAAUAUGUAUGGAGAAAAAGUAUGUGAACCCUAUAGAUAUUAAAGCAGAGAAAUCAUGCUUAAGCAUGAAAAGAACACUCAAACAGCCAUUGUAUAUUUUUUCCUGAUGGAUUUAUUGCUGGGUUGACAUUACAAAGUAACUGGUAGUAACUGGAGUAUAAACUGACUUUGUGGUACUGGUUAUGUUUAUAGACAAGCAUCGCUAAUAG
Esox lucius (northern pike) is the source of this 4507-nucleotide messenger RNA. It is a transcript of the gene fsip1, whose product is annotated as fibrous sheath interacting protein 1. The record is from RefSeq and is a predicted model, not a curated record. Bases 102 to 1478 code for a protein of 458 amino acids. The transcript is spliced from 11 exons. Lineage: Eukaryota; Metazoa; Chordata; Actinopteri; Esociformes; Esocidae.